Symsagittifera roscoffensis is the source of this 4148-nucleotide messenger RNA. RefSeq lists its product as uncharacterized. Bases 735 to 4109 code for a protein of 1124 amino acids. The transcript has 5 exons. The record is from RefSeq and is a predicted model, not a curated record. NCBI's taxonomy places the organism in Eukaryota, Metazoa, Xenacoelomorpha, Acoela, Convolutidae.
UACUCGAAUUGAACUGGAUUUCGAGGGAUCCUAUCACUGAAUUCACAGCUGCAAACCCAACAAAAACACCCCCGAAAGCCACGAAGCAGACCAUAACUUCUAAUAUUAGCAUUUUGAUUACGGAGGAGCGCCAGUUUAGAGAACUAGCCAAGUGGGAAUUAGCUUUCGAGGGAUCUCUCUCAUUCAGUUCUCUUCACGGAAGAUCGUAAAACAGAUCUAAUGCAACAUGAAAAAGAUUUCGACCAAUUUAGAAAAGGGAAACUAAAAUAGGCACAACCAAAUCCGUCUCUUAUUGAAUACAAAAUGAAUCGCAAUAAAUUAUUACAAAGCAUAAUUUAAGGAGGACACCUUAUUGGGACCAGGGUCCACACACAACAUCAGAAUAUUUCGAAUACUCAACUCUAUUUGUCGGUAAGUUUUGAUAACCUAACCGGUGUGUAAUUAGCACAAGCUGCAAACCACCGCACGAACACCACCUUGUAGAAAUAUUAAAACAGCAGAACUAUAUUUUCAAUUCACAUUCAGUCAUUUGAGUAAAUACUCCCUUUCUAUAUUUCGAUCAACUUCCAUAAACAAGUUGAACAUAUGGAGUCCAUAAAUCUCAAAAGCACAUUGUUGGACGCGUGUUACCAAAUUCAUAAACUGGAUUAGGACACAUUCUUAUCGUCAAUAAAACUGUUUGAAGUUGAAGCACAAAAUCAAAAUAAUAACAAGCGACUGCAACUGUCAGCAGAAUGACAUCAGAGCGAAGUGAAGAAGCAGAGACACUGAUGGCGAAAGAGACACCUGGCGACCUUAAUUCACAAGGGGUUAUGGGCGACUCUUCUGCAAUUGGGAAGAGCAACAGUGCUGGAGGAGGGGAGGGAUCCACACAACACACACGGGACAGCCAGGAGGAGACAGCGAAGAUGGAAGAAGAAGAAGAGGGGCAGAAGCAGCUGGAACAUGCCAACUCAUUCGGGGACAUCGCCACAACAACACCAGCAGUGUCCAGUGGCGAUAAUAACACACUUGCACUGCUGGCAUCUUCAUCCUCAACAACAACUACAACAACAACUACUACAACAGCAGAAGCAGCUGAAUACAACGAGGACCAUGAACCACCACCACGACAAACAGAUCACGCGGAAAGUCUCAGCAUUACAAUAGAAGGGGACGCAUAUAGAGACCGAAUAUUGUCCAAAGAAGGAGAACCAGUGUCACCACUGUCACCCUAUGGGGGAUCAGAGAGCUCUUCUUCGAUUGAUAUUGAGCGGGACUGUUCCAGUGCAUUCUCGACAGUGGCCAGUCCCAAACUGAAACUGAGUAGCUACUCGUUAUCAGCAGCAGACACUAAGUACAGGUACAAGUACACGACACUCCCCAGUGGAGGCGGAGGAGGAGGGGAGAAGAGGAACAGAUUGUCACUAGAGAAGUACAAGACAAGCAGCACAAGAGGCGACUAUUCCAGUUCUCUUUCCAGAUAUGAAGAAGGGGGAGGAGGAGUGGGAAGUAGCAGCAGUAGCAGACGGACAAGAGAGGCGAGAGAGACUGAGAAGAAGAAGAAGAAGGAAGAAGAAAAAGAGAUUGAGAAGAGUAUAGUUGAGAGUGGUGCUGUUCGAAUAGUGGAGUAUUUGAGGAUGGUGCAGACAGUGGACAAGGAGAGCAUCACACUCUACUGCAGGUUCGAGGGUAAGGUGGAUUCGAUUGUGUGGCUGCAUGAGGGGAGAGUGAUCCGGAAUGAGGCGGACUUCAGACAGUUCCACACUCCGGACGGGUUUGCCUGUCUCGUCAUACAGGAUGCCAUGCACCCAGAGGACACCGGCACUUACACGUGCACACUCACAGCUGCCCACUCGUCUUCUACUUCAACUACUACUGCUGCUAGUGAGAAACAGACAGCAGAGAAAGAGGGUGAGGAGGAGGCGGGCACAGACACAAAAAGAAAGAAGGACGCCAGUAGCUCCACCAGCUGCAGCUGUGACAUGUUCCUCGAUGUCAAGAGAGGCGGUGGUGGCGAUUGCGUGCAGCGGAGGAUGGAUAGGAAGAUAGAAUUUAAUAGGAGCAGUGAUCUCCUCAGGGCAACUCAGCAGAUGUUGAGGGGCCCAGUGGGACCCCCUCUGUUCACGUGUGGCCUACCCGCAGACACUCACGCACACGAUGGGGACAGGGUCACUCUCAGAUGCAAAAUACAAGGGAGUGAGCCGAUGAAGGUGGAGUGGCUGCAUCCGGGAGGUCAGCAGUCAGGCGCACCAGGCGGAGGAGGUGGGGUGGAGGGGGAGGACUUCUUGACAGAUGUGCAGCAGACAGCCACUGGGGACUGUGUGAGGGCCAGUAUGACCAUCCCAGACUGUGUGGAGAGUGAGGACAGAGGGGAGUGGACAUGCAGAGUGAGCAACAAGUACGGAGUGGCCACCACACUCACCACACUACAUGUACAGCCCCAGACACAGCCACAAGGCGUUCCAGCACAACCUGUAACGAAGCACAACAUCCACACAAACACCCACGGCGUCCCAGUGGAUAACUAUGAAUUCAUACUCGCUUCACCAGCUAAUCAAGCCUUUGCUACGCCCAGCAACAACGACCAGUACGCUAAUCAACUGGGUAGAGCUUCCUCCCAAUUGAAAUCUGUUCAAACUGCUCCCAAUGCGAUGCUGUCUUCUGUCCCUUUUGCCACGGUCAAAGUGCGAAAGACAAGUGAGCCCCCCAUGUACAGUAACUCUAGCAACAACACUGGCCUCUCGGUGCUCGCUGAGUUUGACACAGACCCGGUGCUGCCCAGCUACUCGUGCAGACCGAAGAAAGUGCUGCAGAAGUCGCAGUCUCUGAAUCCUUACAGCGUGGACUACAUGUCUACCAGAGGAAGUGGAGUAGCCGCACUCCGACCUGUGAGGAUGAUGGAUCCAGGGUCCGGUGCAAUGGCUCCAGUGGGAGGCUUCGAGGGACUGCCGUUUGGGAAAGUGACUAUUGACAAGGAGAAUGCCAAUGGCAGGGAAGUGGGCAACAGAGGAUCCAUGAUAUCCAUCGAGCUCGAAAGCAGCAGCAGUUCCUCAUCAACCCUUUCUCAGCACAGUGGUCAUGAUAGGUCUUAUUUAGAUCCACCAACAACCAACUACAGUGAUAGGCUCCCAAGCUCAAGGCGUAAGCCUCAUAUGCCCAUCGCAAAACAACAAUCUCUUCCCUACACUUACACCAACAAUUAUAACCCCAUAACUUACACACCGCUGGUUUCUAGACAAUUGUCGCUUGAUAAAGCUCAAACUAGUCUUGGUGUAACACCUCCGUUCGAGAAUGCAGUUCCGAGCGAGUCUAAUAAGAAAGAGGAUUUGAUCCGAUAUCUACAGAGCUUGCCAGAUGCACUGUUCGACCACGGAUCAGUCAGUGAACAACUAAUUUCUCAGGCUCUGAAUACAGGACAGAUAGGCAGAGUUGAUCCAAAAACUAGUGCGGAAUCUCAGAAAGAGUCGGAAUCCAGACGUUCACUAUUUAAUUCAGAGACUCGUAACAUUAGCCAGGAGCUAACACGAAGCUGCAAUAAGUUUGAUGACGCAGAGCAAACCAAUCGAAAUAUUAAUAACUUUCUAUCACAUACAAAAGACACUAAAAGCAGCAGUAGCUUUCAACCUCAGACCGAUUCAGAGCUCAUAUCUAAGAAUUCAAGCCAGCUAGCUUUGACACAAGAUAAGGAGGAGCCACCAGGAAACAAAACUCAGAUCUCAACUUGGACUGGACCAGUAACAGCUUCCACGGAAUCACAAGGCAGGGCUAGAAAAGAAUCUCAACCCAGAGAAAAACGGGCCAAGUCUGCGGGCAAGAUCCCCGUGCCAGCCAGACUGGCCAGAUCCAAAACUCCUAUCCCCACCACCACUCUCAAGGCUACAGAGACGACCACAGAUCGCUCAGCCAAUCAGACGACGCCGUCUACAAAAAAUACUGAAGGGAACCCAAGCAAAAACAACCCCACAGGAAAAAAUAUUGGACUGCAAUCAAACCAAACAAAUAUUCCCUCAAAAACUGGAGCAUCUCAUAAAGCCGGGACCAAUCCUAAGCCAGAUGGAUCCGCGAAAAGUCUGGACAUUAAGACCACUCGUGCAGCUAAUUACCCAAGACAGACAUUUAGACGAUAACUGGUAGUUAAUCAAUAAUUCACCCCUAUUAUUCAUUAA